Molecule: messenger RNA, 3726 nt
Organism: Histoplasma mississippiense
Lineage: Eukaryota; Fungi; Ascomycota; Eurotiomycetes; Onygenales; Ajellomycetaceae
Exons: 4
Coding region: 1-3726 (1241 amino acids)
Source: RefSeq, a predicted model, not a curated record
AUGGCAGAGCAGAGCAGCCACGAUGUGGUAAACCAAACCCGGUCGGGCGGCGAGAUAUCGCCUUCCGACGUUCCUGCAAACAAACCCGACAAUAUCACUGCUGGAGGGGACGCAGGGGUGGUUGAACAACAUAUUUCCAACAACGACAUCAAUGACAACGACAACGACAGCAAAGCUCAACAACGACCGAACACAAAAACACGGGAGAACCCGCAUAAUAUUUCUGGAGAUGAUAGACUCUCUCCGCUUCAGCUUGGUGAUGCUAGUGGAGGAUCCGACACAGAUACCAGCAGGACAGAUCUUCGAUCAUCAGCGGAUGGGAGCCAACACAUGCGCACCAGCUCUGUUAAGAGAACAUCCGUAUUCAAACCAGUUUCCUACGCCAAGUUUUCGGUCUGGAACAAAAACAGACCUAAGCACUUGACAGAUGAAGAGCUGAAGCAACAAUACGGAAUACACAUGACGUCUAGGAUUCAAGAAGAUGGGAAUGGCAAGGAAGCUAAGUGGGCAGAUAUCGACGAUGACGAGGAUGAUUGGGCACCUGAAACAAUAGAAUGGAAUGACGGUACGAAGAUUACACUCACUCAUACAGAAAAUGUUCCGCUCCCUGGUGCGAAAGAAAAGGAUACGACAAAAGACGGAAAGCUGUCCCCUCCCUUACCUGAAAGCAAAUCCAAGCUCUUGCUUUCUAAAACCAGCUCUGUUGGCCCGAAUGCAACUGUUCUUAAACUGGGAGCAAGCUCCGAUAAACAAAACAGACCGGGGGAUCUUUUAGCAAAGAACCAGAAUGGGAAACCCACCCUGACUUCCAAAGCUCAGUCUGCUGCCCACAGAUCUCCAUGGGCUCCUUUGCCACCAAUCGACAAAGUUCCUCCCGUAACGGUUGGCCCACCUUUACAUGUGCCAUCGGCCCGCUUUUCUCAACGAGACGCUCAUGGCCAUGCCCCUGGUCCUGCAACAUCAGGCCCAGCGAAGGAAAUUGCCGCGGAUGAUUUUAAUCGAUCGUGGAGAGAUACCCAUUCUAGCGCUCCUCGUGAACUUUAUAAUUCGCAAUCUGGCCGGUACGAACCUGUUCUAGAUACUCGUCGAGGCCCAGCUCGAAAUGAAACAAAUUUCAGGCCUCCCUCACUCCUACAACGGCCCACUCAUGGAGAACAGCCUACCCCAGCAGAACCCUCACCAACAUUCCAAUCUCGCGCAUCAGCUGCUGAUGGUGUUUCCUGGGGAAGGAGGCGUACGUCAUCGAAUGUCAGCGGGGGAAGUGGCGCAUUUGGUAGGCGGAUGUCUCUCGGAAAAGGUCCCGUGAAUGGGGUAAAUGAACGGUCAUCCUCGCCUCUCCCUCACCAGAGGGGACAAUACCCCCCUCGUGGCAUUUCGCCGCCCCAAUCCUCGGCUCGCCAAAACCGCGCGGCACUUCCAACCACUCACUAUGCGCCUCCUGGAUUCCAUGGUGGAGCCACUCAACAAUCGGGUCCGCCAUUAACCAACGCAGCAGCACAGCAGCAGGUGCCUUUCGAGGAUCCUAUCUCGAUGCAACAGCGCAUUAUGCGCGAAAAGAGAGAACUUGCAAGACAGCGCCGGAAGGAAGAGGAAGAAAGGGAAGAGGCAGCGAAACAAGAAAGAAUUAGGUUGAAGCUUCAAGCUAUGGGAGUGUCCCCUGAAAAACCAGCAGAAAAGAUACCCGAAAAGCCUUCUGGCAGCACAUUGCAAAAGCCAGCGGGUGAAGCGCAGUCUGCGCCGCCUGAAUUAUCAAAGCCAGCGGCGGGAGGUGCACCCACUCUCUCACCUCCCAAACCUCCUGUUCCUGAGCCUUCAGGGGAACCAAAACAAUAUGGAAUGAUGAAAGUACACCAUCCAGCAUCUGCAAAGAAAUUAGUAGCAGCGAGCGAGAAAAGCCCGGACAGACCAUUUCCAAACAACCAGCCUCGCCAACCGGCAUCGCCGCCCCGAGAUUCUAAAUUCGAAUCUAACCGCCACCUUUCAACAAAUGUAAAUGGAGUACGUCCGUCUACGGAGUCUUCCCCGACGGAAUCAAGCCAUGAGUCCAUAAUGGAUGAAAAGCCUCCGCAGUGGAAAGGACCUCUUGCGGGAGCAACACCGUACACUUCAUGGUCCGGCCAAAAGCUUAGUCCUCAUCCCGCUCCGACCUCGUCUUUGUGGGGCCCUCUCAGCAAUGAUAAAGCACUCGGAAAUGGCACUUUUGAUAGGAAUUUGACCGGCUUUCCCCCCCGAGACUUACCACUAACGAUUGGAUUGCCAUCGACAAACGACAGGCUUGGUAGUACUGAGAGACCUCAGACCAUGGCAGAUAACGGCCGUCCGUCAUCGCCGCUCUCAUCCCCACAAGAACGACCUUCGCGUAAUGAAACUCUGAAGCCAAUUGCUAGACCAACACCUAUAGGGCCCCCAAAUUCCCACUCGCAAUCACAACGAUCGCAACAUGAUCAAGUCUCUCGUCGAUCCCAGGACACAUCAAGCUGGAAUGAUUUCCACUCUGUGGCAGCGAAAGGAGAAGCAGGAGAAAGUGAGAAGUUCCAUCGAGAACUAACAACCUUGCGUGAAGAGGAAGCUCGGAGCGGCCUCGGUCCAGUUUCCCUUCAGGUCUCGUUCAAUGAAACCUGGCGGCAAGUCGAGAAUGAUCAGGCCAGUCAGCACCAAAUCGUCAGUAUUGCCAGGUCAACUGAUAGGGGAGCGUCACUCCCAACCUUGCAUGGAUUCCCAGCAGCAGUUACUCCGUUACCAUUCUCCGACGUGUCUACAAAACCUCCCACAAAUCCUACAGGACGAGAAUCGAGAUUUUUCCCUCACGGUGGUGACCAACUUAGAAGGCCAGCAAAUAUCCCCAGCACACAUCUUAGAAGCCCUUCACCACCUCCACCAGACGAUAUUUCCAGCCACCCAGUUUUUACUGGAGAUUCCAACCGGCCGUUGGUCCACCUACCAACCCCGAAACCUCGUGUGAAACUCCCUCCACAACAAGUAUCACCACCGGCACUACCCAUGACCACGGCCACGUUGCCUUCUAUGGCUGCGGCUCCUGCAGUCCGUCCUGUUUCUCAACCUGUUACAAACACUACAUCAUGGCAAGACAGAUUUAAUGGAUUAUUUGGUAAGAAGCCUUCACCCGGUAAGACUUACGCUCUUGCUGUUGCAUCUGUUACCAAGGAGCCUCUUGAAGUUCAGCCAUCCGCAUCGCUCGCCUCCGUAUCCUUUCCCCAGCAUGACGAGAUUGAACUCCGCGAUGCUGGCAAAGCCACAUCUAAAGAUGUGGAAGAUGAGGAGGCUAUUUUUGAAGACCGUGAAGCAGGCUCGACGCCGGUGGUGAAGCUGCCAAUCAUGGCUCCUAAAGCAGCCUGGCUGCCCGCCCUCCCUCCGCCACACUCCCGUUUGCGUUCUAAAUAUUCAAAGCCUGUCCAGCCUUGGAGCAUUGAGCCGAAUAUUUCUGGGGUUUUCGAUGACAAUCAUACUUCUGUGAUCAUCCAUCUACCAGGUGGAGAUGUUGCCAAGACGCUAAUAUUCCCCAAGAAGGGAGGUGGCAAUCCUACUCGCCAAAGGGGUUCUUCAACGUUCAAACAGCGGAAAAAUGUGAAACCUAGAGAAGGAUCUGGCAACUGUAGCCACUCCCACGCACCAAGAAAGCAUCCACAAUCUGCCUCUACAAUACCGCGAGUGCACCAAAACAGCGGCAGCUGGAGCAGUCGUCCGUCUGCUAGCGCUGCCCAUUAA